This is a messenger RNA of Temnothorax curvispinosus, 744 nucleotides long. RefSeq lists its product as uncharacterized. The record is from RefSeq and is a predicted model, not a curated record. Gene Ontology annotation, cellular component: extracellular region. The transcript has 3 exons. The coding region runs from base 1 to 684 and encodes 227 amino acids. Lineage: Eukaryota; Metazoa; Arthropoda; Insecta; Hymenoptera; Formicidae. Gene Ontology annotation, molecular function: chitin binding.
AUGGUACUCAAGUUAGGACUCGUCAUAAUGAUCACCCUCGCAAGUUGCGUAGCGCACAAGGGAUAUUCGUAUGUGCGUCCCAACAAGCAGCUGUCUUACGACCGGGGAUACGGUUACGAGGGCCCGCGCGAUCAAUGGUCGAACGACGACGGGAUCUCCGGGACAGCCGGGAAAGAUUAUCCGAUCUUCCACCGAGUUCCGUGGACGCGAUUCGUAUGCGAAUGGAGAUAUCCGGGCUAUUACGCCGACCCUGAGGCCGACUGCCAGGCGUAUCACAUCUGCCAACGUGGCGGCCGUAAGGACUCGUUCCUUUGUCCAAACGGCACGUUAUUCAAUCAGGAGAGACUGGUCUGCACGUGGUGGUACACCGUGGAUUGCUCCCGCGCGCAAAGUUUCUACUCCAUUAACGAGGCGGUUGCAAAAGCAAUGGAGGAAGCUGAUAGACGCAUCAGAAUAGGUGAAAAGAAGCUAUCCUGGAAUUAUCAGCGUGAAUCUAACGAGGACAGAUAUUGGAAUAAGAAUUGGCAGAGUAAACGACGAGGGUGGAACAGAGACAGCGCUCCAAUUCGUCAUAACCAUGAUUUCGGUUUCCCUAAACGACUUCCCAAUGAAACACCUGCGCGUCCUAAGUUUUCCGUUAAAUCUUUGCCGAAGCAUCGACCAACGGUUUACCUGCCUGUGUGAUUUGUAACUGCAGAUCGAAUAACGUUACACAUGCCACUCAUAAUUUUUUAAACAUUUUAU